UCCAUUUAUCCCCCUCCAUUCUCUUGUCACCUUCCCAUAUUCUCUGCACUGAGCUGAAUCGUUCUGUCGCGGAGCAUAAGCUUGAAUUCGCCCUUGCUUGUCUUCUCGGGUCGCGUGUGGAUUAGCUGACGAGUAUCGAACGAUGAGCCGGGUCGUGUUGGACGGCGGCGACCACUUGGUGAGCCACCUGUUGAAUUUCCCGGCGGACAGCGUCGAGAAGCUCUUGCUCUCGUCUCGUCCGCACGAGGCCGCCGCCGCCGCCGGCGAGUGCAAGGGCGCGGCCGGCAUCCCUGCCGAUAUUCUGGAGACCUCGAAGGAGUACGUGUUCUAUUUCGACGUCCCCGGCCUCCCCAAGUCUGACAUUCAGGUGACCGUGGAAGACGAUCAGAAGUCGCUGGUGAUAAGGAGCAACGGGAAGAGGAAGCGCAGGGACACGGAGGAGGACGAGGGCUGCAAGUACGUGAGGUUGGAGAGGAGGGCGCCGCGGAACCUGACCCGGAAGUUCCAGUUGCCCGACAAUGCCAACCCAUCGGCCAUCAGCGCCAAGUGUGAGAACGGAGUGCUGACCGUCACGGUGGAGAAGCUGCCUGCGCCCAAGCCCAAGAUGGUGGAGGUUACCAUAAAUUGAGGACGACCGCUGGCUCCUUCCUUCUUUUGCCAGUUCAUAGUUCGGUACUUUGUUUUGUGAUAGCCUUGUAGAUAAAUGAACUUCGUAGCUUGGGAUUGUUCCGUGGCGACGCACGCUGUGCGACCAUCUUGUGAGCAAUGUUAGGUUGUAAGUCCUCAAAUCCGUCGUGCUCCAAACUUACGUUGAGGUCCUAUCCAAACUCAGUAUGAAGUUGUCCAAUUCUCGCAACAUCCGAAGUUGUUAGAUCGUGCAUGUGUUCCUUAAACUGUUUUGUCUGCAACGGCAUUUCGAACUC
Syzygium oleosum is the source of this 923-nucleotide messenger RNA. Its product is annotated as 17.4 kDa class III heat shock protein. The transcript is spliced from 2 exons. The record is from RefSeq and is a predicted model, not a curated record. Gene Ontology annotation, biological process: response to heat; protein complex oligomerization; response to hydrogen peroxide. The coding region runs from base 143 to 628 and encodes 161 amino acids. NCBI's taxonomy places the organism in Eukaryota, Viridiplantae, Streptophyta, Magnoliopsida, Myrtales, Myrtaceae.